Messenger RNA from Monodelphis domestica (gray short-tailed opossum), 936 nucleotides. RefSeq names its product olfactory receptor 8D1-like. Gene Ontology annotation, cellular component: membrane. Gene Ontology annotation, molecular function: olfactory receptor activity; G protein-coupled receptor activity. Gene Ontology annotation, biological process: G protein-coupled receptor signaling pathway. NCBI's taxonomy places the organism in Eukaryota, Metazoa, Chordata, Mammalia, Didelphimorphia, Didelphidae. The record is from RefSeq and is a predicted model, not a curated record.
AUGGCUUCAGAGAAUAACUUUACAGUGACUGAAUUCAUCAUUAUGGGAUUAAGUGACCGACAAGAGCUCCAACUCCCUCUCUUCAUCUUGUUCUUAGGAAUCUACAUUGUCUCCAUGGUGGGGAAUUUAGUCCUUAUUCUAGUCAUCAGAAUAAGCUCCCAGCUUCACACCCCUAUGUAUUAUUUUCUCAGUAACUUGUCCUUCAUAGAUCUCUGUUACUCCUCUGUCAUUACCCCUAAAAUGUUGGUGAAUUUUUUAUCAAAGAAGAACAUUAUCUCCUAUUCAGGGUGUUUGACCCAGUUCUUUUUCUUCUGUUCUUUUGCUGUUUCUGAGUGCUACAUGUUGACAGCUAUGGCCUAUGAUCGUUAUGUUGCUAUAUGUAGCCCCCUGCACUAUACUGUCACCAUGUCACAGAAAAUUUGUUCCCUGCUAGUGUCAGGGGUAUAUACAAUGGGCACUUUUUCAGGGCUGGUUCAAACAGUCUAUUUGGCUAAAUUGUUCUUCUGUCAAGGCAAUGUCAUCAGUAAUUACUUCUGUGACAUCCUUCCCCUCCUAAAGCUCUCCUGCUCUAGCACAUACAUCAAUGAACUUCUGAUGAUGUUUCUUGUUGGAUUCAAUUCAUUGGUGACCACCCUACCAAUUUUUAUCUCUUAUGCUUUUAUAUUCUCCAGUAUCCUCAGUAUCCACACUGCAAAGGGAAGAUCCAAAGCCUUCAGUACCUGUGGCUCCCACCUUACAGGUGUAAUCAUAUUUUAUGGGUCCAUUAUUUUCAUGUAUUAUAAGCCAGUGUCUAGUUACAAUGUAAUCCAGGAAAAGGUGGCAUCAGUGAUUUAUACUAUGGUUAUCCCAAUGCUGAAUCCCCUGAUCUACAGUCUGAGGAACAAGGAUGUGAAAGACUCAUUGAGGAAAGUCAUGAAAAGCAGGGCAUUGCCCUGA